Actinia tenebrosa (Australian red waratah sea anemone) is the source of this 6871-nucleotide messenger RNA. RefSeq lists its product as uncharacterized. Lineage: Eukaryota; Metazoa; Cnidaria; Anthozoa; Actiniaria; Actiniidae. Gene Ontology annotation, molecular function: guanyl-nucleotide exchange factor activity. Gene Ontology annotation, biological process: Rho protein signal transduction; endothelial cell migration. Gene Ontology annotation, cellular component: plasma membrane; axon; endocytic vesicle. The record is from RefSeq and is a predicted model, not a curated record.
GACCCUGGAAGAGACUUCUUCAGAGUAAAGUUUCACGGAGAAAACGAAGAUGAUGUUCAAAUGGAAGUUGUUCCUGCCUUGAAAGGAAAAACCCUCAAGGAUUCUCUUGAACCACUGUUCUCCAGCCGUGACUUGAGUUUUCUAACCCAUUCUGUGUUCUUGGAUGCAUCCAACACUCCUCUACCUCUUGCUUUUGACACUUUCCCCAUGGGUGGGAACAUGCUCCAUGUUCGAGCUAAUGGAGUGGUGAAGGUUGACCAAAGGGUAAUAGACAUAGUCCAGAAAAUUGAAGACUGCAAGGCACCUGAUUAUGAACAGAGACCUCGAAGCAAAUCUUUUAUGGAAAAUGGAUCACUAAGCAGAGCAAAAGGAAACAUAAAAAAACUGGAGCAAGAAGAAAGAGAAAGAGAAGCCAAGGAGCAGCUGAAAACUGAGGAAUCUUGGACUGCAGUUGUUGAUCCUAAAUGGAUAGAGAAUAUGACCAAGAAGGAUAAAGACCAGCAAGAAGCAACUUGGGAGUUAUUAAGUACAGAAGUUACAUACAUACAUAAGAUUAGCAUUGUAAAGAAGUUAUUUAUACUUUGUCUUAGAAAUUUACAGAAUGAAGGAUUUUUGAAAGACAUUGAAAUACCCAAGUUAUUCAGUAACAUAGAAACUAUUUAUGAGUUAAACCUAUCCUUCUGGUUAGACUGUCUUAGUGAUGUUGUCAAAGAGUCUAGAAAAACUGGUAAACCAUUAAACCCAUUACACAUGAGUGAGAGCUUUCCAAUGUUCGAUAAGAGAUUUGAACCAUACAUUACAUACUGCAAGGAAGAAUCACACUGUUUGAAGUAUUUCAAGAAGAAGAUGCUUGAAAAUGAAGACUUCAGGACUUAUAUCACGUGGUGUGAAGAACAUCGGUUAUGUACAAACAGACUCAAACUGUCAGACUACCUCGUCAAACCGAUGCAGAGACUGACCAAGUACCCGCUGCUGCUCAAAGCUAUUCACAAGAAAACGCAAGAUGAAGAGAUGAAGGAAGACAUCAUGUCCAUGAUUGCAACAGUGGAAACUUUGUUGGCGAAAGUUAACACAGCCAUGAGAGAAAUGUACGAGAAAAAUAAGCUCCUCGCCAUUACUAAACGAAUAAAGAACAACUAUAACGUGGUAGAAGCUGUUAACGACGAAAUGGAAAAGAUAUUGACAGAGUACUCGUUGUUCAAUCUGAUGGAUCUGAUGCCUGGGCUGGAUCAACAUCGAUGUGUUAUUGCUGAGGGACCUUUGAGAUUGGUAGAGAAACAGGGAAAGAUGGACGUUCACGUGUUUCUGUUCACUGAUCUGUUGCUGAUUACGAAGCCUAAGAAAGGAGGCAAAUACAGGGUGCUAAAACCGCCUAUGAUGGUUGAUAAACUAAGUGUGCACGCGUCAAAAGACCCAGGCAUGUUUCUUCUGGUGUAUAUGAACGAGUACAACACAGUGGUACAAGCGUUUGCGUUACAAGGAUCUAACAUUGACCAAGUGUAUUGGAUAGAAGCCAUCAAGAAAGCACAGAAAUUGUUCAUGAUCGCCCAACUGGAGCAUGGUCAACCUUACGUAACGUCUGCAACUGAUACGGGCGAAUUGAUAAGUCCAUCUUCUUUCGUAAAUAUGCCAGAGCCUCCGCAAACACGAAGACGUUCGGCCAUCUCUGUUGAAUCUCUGGACUCAGAUGAUGAAAUGGGACUAAAUGAAGCAUUCCGAGUGAACAAUUUAACGAGAUAUCCAUCAGAUGGAACCAUUAAUACAGAGAUAAACCCGGAGAAUGAAGAAGAAGAGAAAAAAGACGAAGAAUUCAGGAAAAGGAAAGAGUCUGUUGGAAAGAAGAGAGAAGUCACAUCGAAAAAGACUUCUUCUUCUCUAACCGAUUUAACUAAUGUGAAUCCCGAAAUAGUGGUUCACAAAGGCGCAGAUGAACUUAUCCAGAAAAUACCGCCAAUCAAUCCCGAUAUUAGCCGACUACGUUCCGAGGGUGUCACGAAAGUAUCCCGAUCAUCUUCGGCGCCUCAGAAGGAAAGGCGGAAAGUGGAUUCGUCCGUUUCGUUGUCUCGUUCAUGUUCCGAACCAAAAGAAUCCAAGAAAUUUUUACGGAAAACAUCAAAGGGUGAUAUUAUUACAGAAGGGCUUCCACUAGAUACCUCCCGAACAUCUAUUAGCUCGUCGUCGCUUUCUGCGGACGAAGCGCCGAAGUCCGAAUCCGAGUCCAGUUCGUUACAAACCUCUCUAGAUCUAACAUCCUCAUUCACGUUGGACAAUCAACAAGAAGACUCCAAAGAAGACUCGAGUCCAAAUGUCUUUGAAUCGCCUGGACAAAAUGAAUCAUCCAGCGCAUGCGCUAUGAGUGAUGAUAAUGAGCCUUGUUCUCCAGCCUCUGACGUUUCUUUGACGUUUGAGACCAAACCAUCUGAAGACGAUUCCGGCCAUUCAGGUCGUCCAGUUGUUCGCUCGGCCUCAGCUCCAAUGCCUCUCGGUCCAAGGGAAACCAGGCCCCACUCUGAGAGUGGUGACCAAGGUGCGACAGGAGAGACUAGUGAUGAGGAAGCAAAAUCAGCAACGUUCCCGCGUCGUAGCGGAAAUCGUAAGAAGACAAGCCCAGGCCUUAAAGCUUUGCAGUCCCUGUCAGAGUCUUUGGAAAUACACCUCAAGGAAUCUCCAAGUAAACAACCUCCCCAGAUCAAGUCACCGCUGAUUGCACAGCAGAAAUUACAGUCAGCCAUCAGCGGUCCCAUAUCUAGUGAACCACCCCGCAGGAAAACCUCUCUUCCAAGACGGUCCUCACCGCUCAUGUCUAGAAGACCCGAAUCAUUGAUGCGGUCACAGUCUUACACCACUCUCGAUUCCUUCUCUGCCUCACCAGACAGAGUGAAGGAUUUUCUAACUUUAAGUUCAGAUUCCAGUGACCACCCGGGUAACGAGAGUAAUGACUUCGAUGACCCGAAGGAUGGUAUUCACUUAUCAAGUCUUAAGCGAACAGAGUCGGAAGGUUCUCGGUUACCAGUCAAACCUGACAGAUUUCAUUAUUCGGGAUUGGAUCUAGGGUCACCUGAUUCGAUAGAACGAACUUCGCCUAUACCACAAAUCAACGCGGCCCCCGAAACACGACUUCGUAAAAAGAGCAUGUCUUUGACAGACUUACUGAGCAUAGGAAGGGACCUCACAAGCGGAAGGGAUAAAAAUAAUGACAAAAAUAAUUCACAUGCUUYGAAAAAAAGAGAAGAAAGAUUAUCCUCUGAUACUACAGAUGAUCGAGGUGAAAAGACUACGAAAAAGCACCAAAGAUUUCGACUUGGACGAAGCAAGAGUAAAAGUGGUGAGCGUGAAAUAAAGGAUGGCAUCGCGUCUGGACCCGAUAUCGAUAAACGGAAAGCAACUAAGCUGUUUUUGAGAGAUUCCUUGAUGCUCGAAUCAUCAGAAUACGUCUGACAUCAUUUAUACCUCGACGAAAAACUCCACAAAUCUUCACAAUUGUAAAUAAAAAUUCAAUUCGUAAUGAUGCAAUUAAUGAUGUUUAGAAAACUAAGUAACGGGCUAAAACCCAUCGGAAUAUAGUUAAUGUUUGGAAGCGAAUGAAAAUCUUUUAUUUUAAAAUUAAGCUUGUUGGGUCAGAUGUACUCGAGUAUCACAAGGUCUGUAACAUAAGUCACGCUGUCUGUAGAUGUCACCCAUGUUUAGUGCAUUUGUUCUUGUUAGGUCACGUGAUACUUGGGUCGUGUGUCCUUAUUACAGCACGUGUGAGAUACAUCUUGAUUGGGCCAUGUGGUAGUUGGGUCUUAUGCUCUAAUUGGUCACUUGAAGUUAUUAGGUCGCUUGACAAGAUUAGGUCACAUGACGUUAUUAGGUCACGUGGCGUGAUUAGGGCACGUGACGUAAUUAGGUUACGUGACUUUAUGAAGCACAUGACGUUAUUAGGUUAGGUCACGUGGUAAAUGGCUCUCCCAAUCAUGUCUUGUGAUAAUGUAAUCUAUUAUAGAGCAGGUGCAUGUUACGUCAUUGCCGCCAUCUUGGUUGACGUUAACAAAGCAUUCCUCAAUAGCUUCUCUUGUUAUAUCAACCAAGAUGGCGGCUGUUACAUUGUUAUUCACAUCUCAAGGGAUUUUGAGUCACAUGGUUGCACACACUCUAUACCUUGACCAUACAACAUAACAGUAAACCUACAACCAUCAUUAUAUAGUUUUCAUCUGUGGGUGAUAUGCAGUACUUGCUAUCAAAUAAUCAUAAGCUAGUGCUCUUGUAAAAAAUGAUUUAUUUACAAAAAUCGUGUAGUAUUUAUUUGUCAUCAUUCUAAAUGAUGUCAUGAUUAUUAUUUGUUGUGUUAUUUAAGUAGCAUUAAGCAAUCGUGAAUGCAUCAGCACCGUUAGAAUGCUGCUUUGCCAUUGCAGCCAUCAUCAUCGUCAUCAUCAUCUUUAUCAUCAUUACAUUGCAGUCUCAUAAUCAUCCUUUAUCAUCUUCAUUAUCAUCAGCACCCUUAGAAUGGUGCUUGUCCAUUACAGCCAUCAUCAUUAUCAUCAUCAUCAUUACAUUGCAGUCUCAUGGUAAUCCUUUAUCACCUUCAUUAUCAACAGCAACCUUAGAAUGGUGCUUGCUCACUACAGCCAUUAUAAUUAUCUUCAUCAUCAUCAUCAUUAUAUUGCUUUAUCAUAAUCAUAUUCAGUUCAUAUCACCUCCAACACGUAUGCAGCACAAAAGACCUUUUUCACGCAGCAGCGAUGUUUUCCCACGAGAUAUUUCUGCCCGUUGCAUGGUUGCCGCGUAAGAAAGGUCUUUCCACGAAACAAACGAUUGCUUUUAAAUGAUCUUUUGCCCGCUUUGCAGCGAAUACAGUGCACCCGUUGUAGGUAAAUAUGUAAUCGAGUUCCAAUCAGAGCCAAGCUCAUUAGAAUAUAUGACAAUUUCGAUAAAUAUAGUGUGAAAUGCGGCUUAUUAAUGAGACUUUUGCAUGAUGGCGUCAUUUGACUCCCACUACCAUAAUCCUUCGCGAAUUUUCUUUCUUAUUCAAAUUCGUAUUUCCUCAUGAGAAUAGUAAGACAAUUGGUGCUAAUAAACUGAACAAAGGAAUGUGUGCAAGGGAUUCUGGUAGUAGAGGUCAAUGACGCCAUCAUGCAAACGUCCUAUAACAAUGUGUUCAUGUAGUGUGGUGUGAGAUUUAGCGAAAAAACACGUGACUUUAGACUGCUCAUGCGCAUGACACUGGUGAAAAACGCACUGCGCACGCUCGGAGAUGGCGUAGCGUAACUAAGGGCAACUUAUAUUUUUUGAUGCCGGUGUUUUGAUUAUUUUACAAAAUUGCAAAACUUAAGAAAAAUACUGAAAACUUAAGGUUGUCCUUUUCGCAAUAGCAAGAUAAUUUCGAUUGUGAUACACUGCUGAUUUAUACAAAAAAACUUUUGUUUAUACAAAGCAAAAAUAAUCAUUUAAAAAUGCCGCCACUCGCGGCCCGACGACGACAUCCAGCAUUGCUAAUUUGAAGAUAAUCACAUAGUCGGAUUCUAUGUAAAGAAAUUCAAAAAUAUCUGUAAAAUUUCAAAACGAAUAUUUAAAAAAUAGCCCUGUAGAUGUGAUCAAUUGUUAUUGUCCGCCAUUUUGUUUUUUCUCCCAACGCAUGCGCAGUGCGUUUUUCAUCAGUGUCCAUGCGCAUUAGAAUUAUGAGACAUAUCACGUGAUCAUAUUCAUAGCCCACGUUCUGCAGUACCAUAAAUAAAAACAGCCACUUCUGGAUUUUGUCAAAGAAUAUCUUUUAUGGUUUAAUGAAUUUUAAAAAAUACAUAUAUUUUGGCAGUAUGUUUAAAAAAAUUCUGUAGCAAUUUAAUUCUUGAAAUAUUUCAAAAACAAAGAUGUUUGAUAAGUUUUUAUCUUUAUUUUGUUUAACUAGUCGACCAUGAAAAUGAAGAUUUUAGUUUUUGCAAGAUUUUCUCUCCUAUAUGUUUCCAGAAGAAUUGGAUUUUUAAUGAUUUGAAAUAAGACAUUUAUUCUUCAGUCACAGGUGACCCAGUAAAUUCUCAAAGUGGACGCGCGGUUUUUCGGGAAGGAAUAAAGUUAGUGUUAGUCUUAGGGAAGAAAUAAAUGGAAUAGUCAUUGGUAAUGAGUAUAUCGUUAUUUAUAAACAAAUAGGAAUGCCGAAAUACUCGUCCGUUGAUGUUUUUUCAAAUCAGUUGUAAAGUCUUUCUACAAAUUUUAGCAGGCAACCAGUUCAUUUGAUUAGAGAGUGAAAACCAAAUGGUUUGCUAAUUAACCUGGUUAUAUUCCCCCAGGGGGAGGGAGAGGGUAAGGGUUAUGUCGGCAAUAUCUUGUAUCCAAGCCUUAUUGAUUCUAACGUGCAGUAAUAAAAAUUAACCCUGGUACGAGAUAGCAGUUAUUCGAGUUACACCUCUAUUUUCUUCAAACGAUUGUUUUAACUCGAGGAAAUUGGGUCAAUAUAAUAUAAUGCAUAUAAACUGACCCAAAUGUAACGAUUGUUUGAAGGCAAAUAGAGUGUUACUUUAAUAUCUACUAGAGUACAUAACAUGUAUCCGUGAAAGAAAAUUUGUGAAAUUUUUUACAAAACUUUUCACGGAUAUAUGGUAUACACUUUAUUAGUAUGAUAUAUUUAAUUUUUCUAAAAUGUCACGUAGGACAUAUUCAGUAACGUCGUAAACGACUCGAAGAUUUCCCGAACACUUUUUACUAUGACGUCACUCGAUCAAUAUGGGUUUGCGUGGUUUUCCACACUAUUGCACAAUACUUGAAUCUAGAAUUAGUGUGAAUUGUACAAGAAUAUAGUAUAGUGCUUGGUUACUUUAGUGUUAGUGGUAUUUAUAUUAUGAGUAUAUGAUAUCGAUUUGAAUGAAUCACUUUUGUAAAAUAAACAUUAUUAACAGUU